This is a messenger RNA of Oppiella nova, 1113 nucleotides long. NCBI's taxonomy places the organism in Eukaryota, Metazoa, Arthropoda, Arachnida, Sarcoptiformes, Oppiidae. The record is from the annotation of a GenBank genome assembly.
UAUUGUUUUCCAUUUUGUAAAUUAAUUAAUAGUAUUUAUUUUAAAAUUAUUAUUAUAUUAGAAUUUGAUUUUAUUACAAAGUAAGCCUGUUCAUAUUGAUACAAAACAAUGGAUAAGCCGGAAGUGCGAAAAAAGUUUAUGGAAAAUAUGAAUCAAUUCCUACCACUCGUAAAGCUGAACAUCAUGUUUAUGAAACUACUGGAAAGCCAUUCAUGCAAAAACCUAUUAAGCACAUUAAAUUCAACAGUGCCUCGCAAAAAAGGAUUUUCGUCUAACGAUGAAAAAAAGUUAUUCAUAUUUACCGAAUUUAACCGAGAUCGUUACUCAUGCAAAGAGCUUAUUGAAAUCCUCAAGAAUUGUGACCAGGAUGAGGCGGCCAAAGUGCUGGAAGAGUACAACCAGUCCACGACACCCAUAAUCUACUCGUCCGACGUUGAAAUAAAGGUCAAAAACGCCCAUACCUUGCGAUCGGGCGCCUCCCGUUGGUUCGUUAUGGACGGCCCUUCCCGGGGGCGGGUAAUCUUGUUUCUACAGCUGGAUGAGCUCAAAAAGGAGGCAGAUCGUUUUGACAACAUUUUUCAACAAUUGUAUUUCUCGGUCGAGAUUUACGUGAACUACUCGUGCGACCGGAUUCUGGACACUCUUAAGACUGCUUCCGAAGGGGAGUUCAAAAAGGAUGCGCUGAUUGUGAUGUUCAUAGGCCAUGGCCGCGAUCAGAUGGUCCAGGGUAACGGUCCCAGCGAUGAAAUACACAUCAAAAAGCUGGUCGACCUGUUUUCUGAAAGCAAAUGUCACCCGACUCUCAACACUGGUGCCGAUCCGCGGGAACCAGUGGUGGAUAGGGAGUGGAUGGAUGGCACCACUCGCACCUUCAUAUGCUAUGCCUGUGCCGAUGGUACUGAGUCCUUUUAUACCGGCAAUGGAUACACAUUAUAUGGCGAGGUAUUCAGCCACUGUAUCGCUGAAUACGCAUGCGACUUGAAUUUGACACAAAUAUUUAACAAGACGUGCGAUGAGAUGAACAGGGCUAUUAUACAACAACGUCCGGAGCUGAUUAUGAAAAACGUGGACAGGGAGUUGUAUUUUAACCCCGGUCUCUAUAAAGCUAAAUAA